UAAAAUAUUUGAUGAAAAUGAUGAUAUUUUUGAUGAAAUGUAUGAGGAAUCUGUUUCUUAUAAACAACCUGAAAACAGUAACAGUAUUUCUGUUAGCUCAAGCAAUAAAACGUCUUCAAUUCCUAAUGAUCAAUCUCCAAAAAAAAAAGUUAAAUUAAAUAAAUGCAGAAGUGAUGAUGAAACAUGUGUUAAAUGCCAAGUUAAAACAAUAAAUUUGCGAAAUGAGUCGAUACUAUGUGGUUGUAAGCUUCAAUAUGAUAGUGACACAGGUAACAUGAGUAAUCACCUUCGAAAUAUAUAUAAUUUAAAUAAAACUCAAGAUAAGCAACAUCAAGAGAAUACUGAUUCAGAAACAUCAGAUAAUUCUGAUAAUGAACCUUUAGACUAUAUGUAUAAUUCUGAUGAAAGU
Racocetra persica is the source of this 409-nucleotide messenger RNA. The record is from the annotation of a GenBank genome assembly. Lineage: Eukaryota; Fungi; Glomeromycota; Glomeromycetes; Diversisporales; Gigasporaceae.